This is a messenger RNA of Fundulus heteroclitus (mummichog), 1802 nucleotides long. Its product is annotated as indian hedgehog B protein. The record is from RefSeq and is a predicted model, not a curated record. Bases 443 to 1678 code for a protein of 411 amino acids. Gene Ontology annotation, molecular function: patched binding; calcium ion binding. The transcript has 3 exons. Lineage: Eukaryota; Metazoa; Chordata; Actinopteri; Cyprinodontiformes; Fundulidae. Gene Ontology annotation, biological process: smoothened signaling pathway; intein-mediated protein splicing; cell fate specification.
CAGAGGGCAGGUCCAGCAGGGCGCGGUCCUCCUCCUCAUCUGUCCCGCAGCGGGAUCUCUUCCAUUCCCACUCAGCUGCCAGCAGCGCUGCUCCACGGCGGCGCACUGAGACACGACAUUACCGCUGCGGGACAUCCUGCCGGCCCACGCAGCGGCGCGCCUCCGCGUCUGUCUCACGGGCUCCGACACAGAGGGGCGAGCUUUGAACCUGCCUGCCAAAAUAAACUCCCCUCACCUAUUUAUGCCCCUGCCUCCGCGCACCGGGCCAGCUCCUCUCCACGGGCGCUUUGGACACUUUAACGCGCGGGGGAUGGUCACUGAUGGGGACUGCGAUGCGUCCUGCGCCGCCUUCUCCCGUUUGAGACCCCAGAGGGGAGCCCACCUGAGGUAAAGGGGACACUUUCACGCAUCUUUGGCCACCCCGCGAGGUGAGGGGUGGGAGAUGCAGCUCCCCACGCUGGUGACGUGCCUGGCCGGGUGCGCCUUCCUCCUGUCGCCGCUCAGCGAGGGCUGCGGGCCCGGGAAGGGCCACGGCCGGCGGCGGGCCCCGCGGAAGCUGGUGCCGCUCAUCCUGAAGCAGUUCAGUCCCAACGUGGCCGAGCAAACGCUGGGGGCCAGCGGGAAGUUCGAGGGCAAGAUCACCCGCAACUCGGAGCGCUUCAAGGAGCUCAUCCCCAACUACAACCCAGACAUCAUCUUCAAGGAUGAGGAGAACACAGGUGCAGACCGCCUGAUGACGCAGCGCUGCAAAGACAAGCUGAACUCCCUGGCCAUCUCGGUGAUGAACCACUGGCCGGGGGUCCGGCUGCGGGUCACCGAGGGCUGGGACGAAGACGGCCACCACUCCACCAACUCCCUGCACUACGAGGGCCGGGCGGUGGACAUCACCACCUCGGACCGGGACAGGGAGAAGUACGCCAUGCUGGCGCGGCUGGCGGUGGAGGCCGGGUUCGACUGGGUCCACUACGAGUCCAGAGCCCACAUCCACUGCAGCGUCAAGUCAGACCACUCCGUGGCCGCCAAGUCUGGAGGCUGUUUCCCCGGCGACGCCUCGGUGACGCUGGACAGCGGCGCCCAGAAGUCCAUCAGCGACCUGCGGCCCGGCGACCGGGUCCUGGCCUCCUGGGGCGGCGAUGGGGGUCCGGUCUUCAGCGAAGUCCUGACCUUCCUGGACCGGGACCCGACCACCCUCAGACUCUUCGUGGCCCUGCAGACCGACGCCGGGGCCCGGGUCUCCCUCACCGCCGCCCACCUCCUCUUCGUGUCCGGCAGGAACUGCUCAGAUGGGGCGACCCUGGCGCCGGGCGCCCUGCGGACGGUGUACGCCGGCGACGCCCAGCCAGGGCAGUGCGUCCUGGUGUCAGACGGGGGGCCGGGCCGCCUGUCUCGGAUCAGCCGGGUCGGCGUGAGGGUGAGCCGGGGGGCGUUUGCCCCAUUGACCCGGCAGGGGACCAUCGUGGUGGACGGGGUGAUGGCGUCCUGCUACGCCGCGGUGGACCAACACUGGCUGGCCCACUGGGCCUUCGCCCCCCUCAGGCUGGUGUACAGCUGGGCUGGAAACGCCGGGGGCAACAGCGCCGGGGUGCACCAGUACUCACGGGUCCUACACUGGCUGGGCAGGGCGCUGCUGGACCCGGGGCGCCUCCACCCGCUGGGCGUGGCCCAGGACGACACGUGAGAGCAGAAAAAGCGUAAACUUCGGAACCUGAACGGAACCACGGUGAACUUCCUGCUGAGCCACUGAGCUAUAUUAUACACUGGAGUGCUGAUUUUGCCGAAAAACUGAAGUCACUGGCCGCCAU